Molecule: messenger RNA, 1506 nt
Organism: Mercurialis annua (annual mercury)
Lineage: Eukaryota; Viridiplantae; Streptophyta; Magnoliopsida; Malpighiales; Euphorbiaceae
Product: F-box/kelch-repeat protein At5g26960
Exons: 1
Coding region: 72-1340 (422 amino acids)
Molecular function (GO): protein binding
Source: RefSeq, a predicted model, not a curated record
CAUUUUUAAUCAACAAAAGUCCUUCCUUCACAGCCAAUCUCUCUCUUUCAUUUAUCUUUAUUUUCUUUCACAUGUCUGAAAGCUGCAACUCUCGCCAUUUUUCAUGGCUAAUCAAAUCUUGCUUACCAAAUCCACACGACACUCCCACUUACCUCUCCCCAAAUCCCAUCCACACACUCACCACCGCCUCCGCCGCCACCUCCACCGCCACCACUCUCUCCUCUCUACCCGACGACCUUCUUUUAGAGUGCCUCUCAAGAGUCUCCUCCUCUUCUCUCCCUCCCAUCUCCGCCGUCUGCCGCCGUUGGUCUUCCCUCCUCCGCUCCCCUUCUUUCCUCCUCCUCCGCCGCUCCCAUAACCUCCUCCACCCCACUAUCUUCGCCUUCUCCUCCUCCAGCUCUACCCUCUUCGCCGCCUCUCUCCGCUUCCAAGAAAAUUCAUGGAAGUUCACUACUUGUCUUCCGAUUAGAUUUAUAGAGUUAAAUAAUAAUAAUAAUAUUGUUCAUGCACGAAUGUGCGCCGUUGGAUCAAGAAUCUUUAUUAUUUGUCGUAAUGGAUUAUUUUUCUGUUAUGAUACGUGGAGUUGUAAAUUAUCAGACAAAUCUCCCAUUACUUAUCCACGUAAAAAAUUUGCUACUGCAACUUUCGCCGGAAAAAUCUACGUCGCCGGUGGUGGUUCACCGGGUGGUACUGCCGUUGAAGAGUAUGACCCGGAUAGUGAUACAUGGAGAGUCGUCACUCACGCGCCUAGAAAGCGAUUUGGGUGCAUUGGCGCAGUUUCUGACGGCGUGUUUUAUAUAAUUGGUGGGCUUAAAAUUGGUAAUGGAAAUGAAUUCUCACGCGCCGGUAAUGUCGGCGGAGAGGCGGCGCAUGUGUACGCUAGCUCGAUGGAUUUAUACGACGUGGAAGCGUCCGUAUGGCUUAGAAGUAGAGCGAUUCCCGGUGGCGGUUGUGUUGUGGCAGCUUGUGAGGCGGCGGGAUACGUGUAUAUAUUAGCAAGCCAUGCGGUGGAAUUGUCAUUUUGGAGAUUCGAGGCGCGGAGGCGCGUGAACGGCGGAAAGGGAUUCGGAGAGUGGAGUAGAAUUAAGAGUCCGCCAUUACCGGCGCAAGUUAGACUCGAUAGUACGGUGAGGUUCAGCUUCGUCGGAGUGGAGAACAAGGUGGUGUUAAUUCAAGUAGCCGGGUGCAUUGAUGAUUUAUUGAGGAGGAGUGGAAGAAAUGUUAGGGGUUUAAGGGAAGGAUUGGUUUUGGUUUAUGAUUGUGGCGGUGGAGAGUGGAGCAGAGGACCUGAUUUGCCUGAGGUGAUUCGACGCGCCGCUUGUGUGGCUGUGGAAUGUUAAAUGGCGAGCGUAGUUAGCGGUAUAGAUUGGCGUGAUUAAGGCUAAUGUGCGCCUAUUGAUGUCGUUUUGGUAGGAGACAAAAUGAUCAGUGUAUGUAACAUGUGCUGUUUUGUUGACGUUUACGAUAAGUAGCUCAUAUAGGUCGUUGAUUGGCCUAUUUUUUUAA